AUGGAUUUUUUCAUCUUCUUCACAAUUUUCUCCUAUGUUUUUCUAGUUACAGAAGCUCACGAACCUAAUAAUCCGUCGUCUAUCAUCAGUGUCCAAGAUUUCCCUGGAAUUCGGUACCCAUCCCGUAUCCAUGGCGAGCAUUGUGUUCGUCCUGGUUUCGAGCUAUCUUUCAAACAAAACAAAACAUUUAUUCAUUUUCCAACUUAUGGUGAUCUAAUUGUCAAGUCCACUAAUUGGGAUACCAGAAAAGUUGACCUUAUUGAUCCCAAAAACUGUGUCCCUGAAGUUUUCUUGAAUCUGAAUCUUUCUUGCACUCCAUUCAGUUACUACUAUGUUCUGAAAGAGUACAAAUACAUCAAUUGUUCGUCCCAGCUUUCGACUUCUUUUCUGCAAGUCCCAUGUCUCAGUGGAUCGAACCAUCACGUCUACGUCGUAGAACCAUCGUUUUCCCCUCCGGUUUCGUGCGAUUCUGUGAAAACUAUUGCAAUCCCAUUUUCAUAUAGUCCAUAUCUGUCUGAUAAUAGCUUUGGACUCUCAUUAACAUGGAACUUGACUGGUGAUUGUGAUGAUGCUGGAAUAAGAUGCCAAUCUGAAACACUGCAUAAGAAAGAAUCUUUCGACGACGUUGCAAAUUAUAAAGUUUUAGGCGUUCUUGCAUUCAUUUUCUUGGGUGUGGCACUGUUGUAUACAAAGAUGGCUUUCCAUAAAGCAUUUGAUUUGAUGAAAGAAAAGGAGAGGUUAGGUGAAAUCAAGAUUGGCAAAGUACUGGAAGAAUAUGUAGCCCUGAAUCCUCCAUUACAUCAGGAUACGAAGGGUAUGCACGACUAUGUAUGA
Fraxinus pennsylvanica is the source of this 834-nucleotide messenger RNA. The record is from the annotation of a GenBank genome assembly. NCBI's taxonomy places the organism in Eukaryota, Viridiplantae, Streptophyta, Magnoliopsida, Lamiales, Oleaceae.